Messenger RNA from Pan troglodytes (chimpanzee), 171 nucleotides. Its product is annotated as small ribosomal subunit protein uS14-like. The record is from RefSeq and is a predicted model, not a curated record. NCBI's taxonomy places the organism in Eukaryota, Metazoa, Chordata, Mammalia, Primates, Hominidae. Gene Ontology annotation, biological process: cytoplasmic translation. Gene Ontology annotation, cellular component: cytosolic small ribosomal subunit. The transcript has a single exon. Gene Ontology annotation, molecular function: structural constituent of ribosome; zinc ion binding.
AUGGGUCACCAGCAGCUCUACUAGAGCCACCCAUGAAAAUUCGGCUGGGGUUCUCACUCUUGUUGCGUCUGCUCAAACCAGCAUGGUCUGAUCCUGAAACAUGGCCUCAAUAGGUGCUGCCAGUGUUUCCAUCAGUACAUGAAGGAUAUAGGUUUCAUUAAGUUGGACUAA